AUGGUUUCCGGUUUCAUCAAAACUACUUUUCCUCGUAUAAAUAUCGUCCCCUUCGCAAUUCAUUUUAUCAGACAACAAAGCACGAUUCACAAAUCACAAGAGUUUGACAACAUGAGCUUUCUGAUCACCCGUGUAUGUAUGGCCGCCGGAGUUGCUGCUGUCAACGGACACACCGAUCAAGUCCACAAAACGAAAUCAGUCGUCAACUCCUUUCGGCAUGGCAAGAAAGCGUUCGCCGCUUCAGCCGGAGUUGAUUCGUCUGAUCUCCGGCCAGUUUCCGGGUUUCUGAAUGAAGGAGUCGUUGGCAGCGGAAACAGGAAGACUACAGAUACCGAUGAGUCUCUCCGGCAAGUCAUGUACUUCAACUGCUGGGGACCGAGUUAA
Molecule: messenger RNA, 384 nt
Organism: Lactuca virosa
Lineage: Eukaryota; Viridiplantae; Streptophyta; Magnoliopsida; Asterales; Asteraceae
Source: the annotation of a GenBank genome assembly